UGUCAAUCUGACAUUUUAAAAGUAUUUAUAUUUUACAGAAUGAAUUUUCUUUUAAAAACCGCAAAAACCAGCCUUAAACUACGAAAUAUAAGAUAUUUUGCGGACAAUUCCAAAGUAUGCUGUGUGGAUCACAAGUACGACUGCGUGGUUGUGGGAGGGGGCGGAGCCGGGCUUAGAAGUGCCUACGGAUUGGUCGAGGAAGGUUUUCAGGUUGCUUGUUUGACAAAAAUUUUUCCCACAAGAUCUCAUACUGUAGCUGCGCAAGGAGGAGUCAACGCGGCCUUAAGUAAUGCCGAGGACGACUGCUGGAAAUGGCAUUUUUACGACACAGUGAAAGGCUCUGAUUGGCUGGGAGACCAAAACGCUAUUCAUUACAUGACCAAGGAAGCUCCCAAGGCGAUUUUGGACCUGGAACAUACCGGGAUGCCUUUUUCUAGGUUCAAAGACGGCAAGAUUUAUCAGAGGGCGUUUGGCGGGCAAACUUUGAACCACGGAAAAGGCGGGCAAGCGCACAGGACGUGCGCGGCCGCCGACCAAACCGGCCACUACAUGUUGCAUGCUUUAUACGGACAAGCCGUCAGACACCAUUGCAAAUUUUUCAUCGAGUUUAUAGCUUUGGACCUGAUAAUGGAAGACAAUGAGUGUAAGGGUGUUAUAGCUUGGGAUUUGGAGACGGGAACGUUCCAUAGAUUUGCCGCAAAAAACACUAUUAUUGCGACUGGUGGUUUCGAAAGGUGUUAUUUUUCAUGUACCACAGCUCAUACUACAACAGGUGAUGGUAUGGCUAUGGUGGUCAGAGCUGGAAUUCCCCUGGAGGAUCUAGAAUUUAUACAGUUUCAUCCGACAGGUAUCUAUGGAGUUGGAGUUUUGAUUACUGAAGGUGCCAGAGGUGAAGGGGGUUUCUUAGUUAACGGUAAAGGUGAAAGGUUCAUGGAAAAAUACGCUCCAACGGCGAAAGAUCUGGCUUCAAGAGAUGUGGUGUCCAGAAGUAUGACAAUGGAGAUUCUAGAAGGUCGUGGUUGUGGACCUAAAAAGGACCACAUCUACCUGCAAUUACACCAUUUGCCGAAGGACAAACUACAAAAACAACUUCCUGGAAUCACCAGAACAGCAAUGGAGUUCGCCGGUGUUAACGUGUUUAAGGAGCCCAUUCCAGUGAUACCAACUGUACAUUUCCCCAUGGGCGGCAUACCUACCAACAUUUUCGGACAAGUGGUAACUCAAGGGGAUGAUGGAGAAGACUUGCCAAUACAAGGGCUGUAUGCAUGUGGAACUUGCGCUUGUGUGUCGGUGCAUGGGGCCAAUAGAUUGGGCGCAAAUUCCCUGUUGGAGUUGGUGAUUUUCGGAAAAGCUGUUUCCGAUCACAUAACGGAAAACAAUUGCCCCGGGGACGAGAUUUGCGACUUGACUGAGGACCACGGAAAAUGUUGCUUCGAAAGGAUCAACCAAAUCAGAUUCAACAAAAAAGGGAAAAUUCCUCCGGGAAACCUUCUAUUGAAGUUACAAACCACCAUGCAAAAGUAUGCUGGUGUUUUCAGAAACCAGGAGCUGCUACAAGAAGGUUGCCAGCAAGUCCAGGCUUUGUAUCAGGAGUUAAAACACGUUAAGGUUGCUGGCGGUUCUGCAAUCUGGAACACUGAUCUCAUGGAAGCUUUGGAACUAAACAAUCUGUUCCCUGUUGCAUUGCAGUGCAUAAACUCCAUGGAAAAUAGAAAGGAAUCUAGAGGAGCUCACGCAAGAGACGAUUACAAGAAACGAAUUGAUGAGUUUGACUAUAGCAAACCUGUACAUGGUCAGGUAAAAAAGCCCUUGGACGAGCAUUGGAGGAAGCAUACAUUAUCAUGGUUCGAUAUGGAAUCUGGAGACGUUCAAAUAACCUACAAACCUGUUAUUGAUCAAACAAUGGAUUCCACAGAGGUUCCAACUGUACCUCCAGCUAUAAGAACCUAUUAACUUAUAAGAUUAUUGUGUUUUUAAUAUACCCACUUUAUUUUUACAUUGC
Molecule: messenger RNA, 2002 nt
Organism: Brassicogethes aeneus
Lineage: Eukaryota; Metazoa; Arthropoda; Insecta; Coleoptera; Nitidulidae
Source: the annotation of a GenBank genome assembly